Messenger RNA from Rhipicephalus microplus (southern cattle tick), 677 nucleotides. RefSeq names its product protein FAM32A-like. The record is from RefSeq and is a predicted model, not a curated record. NCBI's taxonomy places the organism in Eukaryota, Metazoa, Arthropoda, Arachnida, Ixodida, Ixodidae. Gene Ontology annotation, cellular component: nucleolus.
ACGCCGCCGCUACACUCCGCUACCCUCUGCAGUCAUCACGCUCGUCUUCGUUUUACGUGACACAGGUGUUUGAGUUGUUGUUUGCGCCGUCUUAUUGGUAAUCGACAACGAUGUCCGACUACGACUUGGUGACAAAAGCUCCACUAAAGCUGAAGAGUUCCUCUGGGAUUAAAAAAAAAAAGAAAAAGGACAAGGAUCUCAAGAAGGCUUUGGAACACACAAGCGUGACUUCACCAGAAGGACAAGGAAAGAAACCGGUCGUCAAAGAAGUACACCGGACCAAUGCGGAGAAGGCAUUCCUAAAGAUGCAGGAGAAACGGCAAAUUGAAAGGAUCAUGGAAAAAGCAUCCAAGACACACAAGCAAAGAGUAGAGGAAUUCAACCGGCACUUGGAUUCGCUGACAGAGCAUUAUGACAUUCCUAAAGUGAGCUGGACGAAAUAAGCAUCCUUCAUGUGAUUCUCGACAGGACGUUUGCUUUCAAGGACAUUCAUCAGCUUGCGCUGCGACGCACUGUGCUCAUCUCAAAGACCUGUGGCAACUAGAAGCAUGUAUAAAAGUCUGCAAGCGUGUUGUGUGUAGAAAGUUUAUGUAGGUUCAACCAUUCUUGUUGUGUAUACAUCCAUAAGACUGUAUAUUGGUAAAAAUAAAAUGGCCCUUCUCCUGAUGAGAAAUGAA